AUGCGUGACGGGAUUAUUCUAAUGCCCCAGCCAUCUGAUGAUCCCACCGAUCCACUGAACUGGUCCUGGUUCCGCAAGCAUGCCGCCAUGUUUACAAUAUCAUACCUGGCACUCAUAUGCUACGUCGCUGUGACUACACUUGUUACAGGAACUGUCCCCGUGGCAAAGUCUCUAGGUGUGUCCAAGUCUACAGCUGUUUAUUUGGGAAACACACCUGUUGCACUCUAUGGCGUGGCACCGUGGUUGUGGAGUCCGCUCAGUCACUUUUUGGGACGCAGACCUGUGCUUCUUGCUUGCAAUGCUAUUGCUAUGGUUGGAGCUGUUGUUGUUACGACCUCCCAAACGUAUGCAGCUUGCAUUGUCGGUCGGGUCAUUCUUGGAGCGGGUGGUUCGGCAUUCUGGACACUUGGUCCAGCCAGUAUUGGAGAUAUGUUCUUCCGGCACGAGAAGGGGAAGAAGAUUGGCAUUUCCACCUUGGCAAUUGUAGUCUCGCCUUUCCUCGGCACGAUUAUCGGCGGCCCCAUAAUAGAAGAUCCAAAUUUAGGAUGGCGAGCAUCCCAAUGGAUCCCCCUCGUGUGCAUGGGCGCGGGCUUCAUCAUGCAAAUCUUCCUCCUCCCAGAGACAAUCUACAUCCGAGAAGCAGCCAGUGCCAGUACAACCGUGACUGAAACUAAGAAACCAACCCUCUGGGACGGUUACGGCAUUCAUAUCCCCAAGCGCCGUGAAGAGAACAAGCAUAGUUUCCUGUUCAUCGCCACCCGUCCUAUUAUACUCUGCAAGUACCCGGCCGUUAUGCUAUCGGCCUUCUGGUUCGGCAUUGCCUAUAUGAUGCAUGUUGGUAUCACAGCUGUGAUCCCACUUGUGUUUGAGGCCGAUUAUAACUUCUCGGUACUGGAUGUCGGUCUCACUGGGUUCUCUGGGUUGAUUGGAGCUCUUGUCGGUGAAGUGUACGCUGGACCUGCGCUUGAUUUUAUAGUGAAGAACACCGCGAAACAAGAUCGGGAAUGGCAGCCCGAGUAUCGGCUGCAAGCGAUCUGGCCAGCACUCAUCACUGUACCUGGGGGUUUGAUCAUGUUCGGUGCAUCGCUCCAGUUUGGAAAUGCAUGGAUUACGCCGUUGGUUGGACAGGCGGUCUAUAUAUUUGGCAUUGAGGUUGCCACAACAGUCGUUCAAACAUACAUCCUUGAAUGCUAUCCUCGUCAAGGUGCAGAGGUUAACUUGGUUUUCAAUCUGAUUCGGAAUAUCUUUUCCUACACGGCUCCGUUUUUCGUCCAGCCAAUGAUUGCAAAGGUGGGGAUGACGUCGACAUUUGGAUUAUUUGCUGCUUUGACUGUGGUUUUUUUCCCUUUCACUAUUGGAGUUUUGAUGUGGCGAGGCAAGGAAAUUCGGGACAAGGGUGGGGAUCCGGGCUGGAGCAGAGGCUAG
This is a messenger RNA of Aspergillus versicolor CBS 583.65, 1425 nucleotides long. RefSeq lists its product as uncharacterized. Lineage: Eukaryota; Fungi; Ascomycota; Eurotiomycetes; Eurotiales; Aspergillaceae. Gene Ontology annotation, biological process: transmembrane transport. The record is from RefSeq and is a predicted model, not a curated record. Bases 1 to 1425 code for a protein of 474 amino acids. The transcript has 4 exons. Gene Ontology annotation, molecular function: transmembrane transporter activity.